Molecule: messenger RNA, 1320 nt
Organism: Saxophila tyrrhenica
Lineage: Eukaryota; Fungi; Ascomycota; Dothideomycetes; Mycosphaerellales; Extremaceae
Gene: ERV46
Product: ER-derived vesicles protein erv46
Exons: 2
Coding region: 1-1320 (439 amino acids)
Biological process (GO): retrograde vesicle-mediated transport, Golgi to endoplasmic reticulum; endoplasmic reticulum to Golgi vesicle-mediated transport
Cellular component (GO): COPII-coated ER to Golgi transport vesicle; endoplasmic reticulum; endoplasmic reticulum membrane
Source: RefSeq, a predicted model, not a curated record
AUGUCCCUCACCAUGCCCGCCAAAUCGCGCUUCGGCCGCCUGGACGCCUUCACCAAGACCGUCGAGGACGCCCGCAUCCGCACCACCUCUGGCGGCAUCGUCACCCUCGCCAGCGUCCUGCUCAUCCUCAUCCUCACCUGGAGCGAAUACGCCGAUUACCGCCGCCUGAUCAUCAAGCCCGAACUCAUCGUUGACAAAGGCCGCGGCGAGAAGAUGGAGAUCCACAUGAACAUCUCCUUCCCCCGCAUGCCCUGCGAGCUGUUGACACUAGACGUCAUGGACGUGUCGGGAGAAGUACAGAGCGGCGUCAUGCACGGCGUGAACAAAGUGCGACUCCAGAGUGAAAGCGACGGGGGGCGGGAAAUCGAAACCAAAGCCCUCGACCUCCACGAAGAAGGCGGUCCGCAUCUCAAUCCCGACUACUGCGGCGAAUGCUACGGCGCGCCCGCCCCUUCCAACGCCGCCAAACCCGGCUGCUGCAACACUUGCGCUGAAGUGCGGGACGCCUACGCCAGCGUCUCGUGGUCCUUCGGCCGCGGAGAGGGCGUCGAGCAAUGCCAACGCGAACACUACAGCGAGCACCUCGACGAGCAGCGGCGAGAGGGGUGUAGGAUCGAAGGCGGCAUUCGCGUGAAUAAAGUUAUUGGCAACUUCCACUUUGCGCCGGGCAAGUCCUUUUCAAAUGGGAACAUGCACGUCCACGACCUGGACAACUACUUCAACUCUAACGGCGUGGAGCACACCUUCACGCAUAAGAUCCACCACCUCCGCUUCGGGCCUGAACUGCCAAAAUCCGUCGUCGAGAAGGUCGGCAAAAAAGGCAUGGCGUGGUCGAACCACCACCUCAACCCCUUGGACGACACGGAGCAGAAAACGGACGAGAAGCCGUUUAAUUUCAUGUACUUUGUCAAAGUCGUGUCGACCGCUUACUUACCCCUGGGUUGGGAGAGGACGGGCAGUAUCCUGGAUAUCCCGCAUGAGCUCGUCGAGCUCGGGGGGUACGGACAGGGUGAUGAUGGCGGGAGUAUCGAGACGCAUCAGUAUUCCGUUACUUCUCAUAAGCGCAGCUUGACUGGUGGCGAUGCGGAACAAGAGGGGCAUAAAGAGCGCUUGCAUGCGCGGGGCGGGAUCCCGGGGGUGUUUUUCUCUUAUGACAUCUCCCCCAUGAAAGUCAUCAACCGCGAAGCGCGCGCAAAGUCCUUCUCCGCCUUUCUCGUCGGCGUGUGUGCGGUCGUGGGCGGGACGUUGACGGUGGCGGCUGCCGUGGAUCGGGUGUUGUAUGAGGGCAACCAGCGGAUACGGAAGAUGCAUACGAGCUGA